Molecule: messenger RNA, 1566 nt
Organism: Verruconis gallopava
Lineage: Eukaryota; Fungi; Ascomycota; Dothideomycetes; Venturiales; Sympoventuriaceae
Exons: 4
Coding region: 248-1054 (268 amino acids)
Cellular component (GO): membrane
Molecular function (GO): serine-type endopeptidase activity
Source: RefSeq, a predicted model, not a curated record
UGCGGACGUCGCCGGCGGAGGUCGCGCGACAGCAAAUCGUCCUCCCAGCCUCCUCCAGCACAUCUCCUGCAUCGUCGAGCCUGCGGUUUGCUGCAGUCUUGGUUUCGCUUCCUGUCCGGCCACCUCCCUCUGCGACUUCCAAACGCAUCCGCCAGAGAGAGAGAGAGAGGCGGCGCAUGGCGUGAAACGGCGCGCAGAAGGCUUGGAUCUACUCAACAACCGCUUUGACGCCUCCAGCUCGUCCACAAUGGCAUCAUCCUUCCCGCAAAUGAACCCACAGCGGAUACGGAGCUACAUUCUUCGCCUACCGCUCUGCACCCGUCUCAUAUGCAUCUUGAUCGUGGCUUUCUGGGUCGCCGGCAUAAGCCAUGGCUUCCAGAACUGGGCGUCGCUUGCGCCCGAGGCCGUCUUCUCCGGAUCCAUGCAUCGAUUGAACACCUAUCCCUUCUUGCAUCUGGGCCUGAUACAUACGCUGGCGAACCUACUCGCCCUGACGCCGCUGUUGGAACGCUUUGAAUCCGAACAUGGCACGCUCGUCACGAUUGUCAUGUUCACAGGCCCAUUUGCCACAUUCCCAGCAGCGAUCUACCUGCUGAUCGCCUACAUUUUCGGCAUCCACACCCCCAUACUCGGCGCCAGCAUAUGGGUCUUCCUUCUGCUCGCUUCCUCCAUCGUCCAGCAAUCCAAGACGCAGCCCUACAUCGCGCCGCCCGCCUUUCUCAACUUGCCCCAGACGUACCGCAUCCCCACAGCCGCCCUGCCCAUACUCAUCAUCUUGCUUACCUCUUUCCUGUCGACGCUGCACGUCAUCCCCGCGACCAGUCUGCUGGGCCACCUGGCCGGCGCGCUGAUCGGUUACCUGUGGGGCCUGGGGUAUAUCAAGUUUUUGGCGCCGCCUGAGAAGGUGCUCAGAUGGAUUGAGGCGAAGUUGAACUUGUUGGGCAGGAUACCGCACUAUGUCAGUGUGGACCAGAAGGUGUUUGGGAGAUAUGGGAUCCUGCCGCAGACGGCCAGCGUCCCUGUAUCGAGCAGCAGUGCCAUACCCAUGGUAUAGCACUUGCCACCGACAUGUAUGUGUCACAACAGGGGACAUCUAAUCGCGUUUGUUGACAACAAUCGAUGCGGACGCAGGGGCGCUGGUUUUUGGAAUGUGCUGAUACGGUCUUACGCAUGGUGUUUCUGGGCGAGCAACUUUCUUGAGUCAUGGAUUUGCAAAGGGGAAAAAAGCAUGGUUAGAGAACGUUCGGCGAUCAUCCUGGGUUUAGAUAUUUAUGCCAGAGAUGUCUAUUUAAAGUCACGACUGUCUUCCUGCCAAGCAGCCCUCUUUGAGCCGACCCGGAAAGCUGGAGCAUCUGGAUUUAAGACGUCCCGCAUCAUGAUCGCCUGUUGGGGAUCACUAGGGCAAGAUGCCAAAUUUGAUGUGUUGAAUUUCACCCAAAACAAGCACUGAGUAUCUCCCACGUCCUGAUCGUCUGCAUCCGGAGACAGUCCCGUAAUUCCCUCAAAAAGAUCGUUCCGAACUCGAAGUCUGCCGGAUAUCUUGGAGAGAAACGAUUCGAAUGCGAG